Manihot esculenta (cassava) is the source of this 1634-nucleotide messenger RNA. RefSeq names its product transcription factor MYB106. The transcript is spliced from 3 exons. The record is from RefSeq and is a predicted model, not a curated record. Bases 134 to 1327 code for a protein of 397 amino acids. NCBI's taxonomy places the organism in Eukaryota, Viridiplantae, Streptophyta, Magnoliopsida, Malpighiales, Euphorbiaceae.
UUCUUUUACAAGCACAGAAAAUAAAAUAAAAAAAAGAAAAAAAGCUUUUCUCUCUCUGUAAGUAAUUUCUCGUUUUCUUGUGUUAUAUAAACAGAAAGUAUCUACUUUCUUCUCUGCUGGCUUCACUAGCAAAAUGGGUCGAUCGCCAUGCUGUGACAAGGUUGGUUUGAAGAAAGGACCAUGGACACCUGAGGAAGAUCAAAAACUCUUGGCUUAUAUUGAAGAACAUGGCCAUGGAAGCUGGCGUGCCUUGCCAGCAAAAGCAGGUCUUCAAAGAUGUGGAAAGAGCUGCAGGCUUAGAUGGUCUAAUUAUCUGAGACCUGAUAUUAAGAGAGGAAAGUUCAGUUUGCAAGAAGAACAAACCAUUAUUCAACUCCAUGCUCUCUUGGGCAACAGGUGGUCGGCCAUAGCUACUCACUUGCCAAAAAGAACAGACAAUGAGAUCAAGAACUACUGGAAUACGCAUCUUAAGAAAAGGUUAGCCAAAAUGGGGAUUGAUCCAGUGACCCACAAGCCAAAAAAUGAUGCAUUGCUUUCCAGUGACGGUCAAACCAAGGAUGCAGCAAAUCUUAGCCACAUGGCUCAGUGGGAAAGUGCCAGGCUUGAAGCUGAGGCUAGGUUGGUUAGAGAAUCCAAGCUACGUUCACAUUCAUUUCAGCACCAGAUCAGCUCUACAGGUUAUGUUUCUAGUUCAGGUUCAGCUUCUACUUCUGCUUCUGCUUCUGCACAGCCGCAGCGGUCUCUUGAUGUGCUAAAAGCUUGGAAUGGUGGGUGGUCUAAGUCCAGUGAAGGAAAUACUGUCGGUGGUCCUAACAUUGCCGGAAUUGGAGGUGACCUUGAGUCUCCAACAUCUUCUCUAACAUUCUCAGAAAAUGCACCACCCCAGAUCAUUAAUUCGUCAGGAACUGGAGGACAGAACUCUAUUUCUCUGAUUGAGUUGGUCGGCACUUCAGGUUCAUCAGAGACGGGAAUUAUCAAAGAAGAAGGUGAACAUGAUUGGAAAACCCUAGGAAAUUCAGAUCAUCAUAUGCCUGAGAAUUCAGUUUCUUUCACAUCCAGCCUUCACCAUCCUGACAUGUCAAUUUCCAUGGAAGGACCGUGGACUCCAGAGUCUUUGAAGUUAAAUAGCAGUCAUCUUCAUAUAGGAAAUGUCAUGGAAGAAGGUUUCACUAAUCUCCUGCUUAGUGAUACGGGUGUUCGGACUUUGUCGGAAAGUGGAAAGGACUCAGAUAAUAGUGGCAGCGAUUAUUAUGAAGAUAACAAGAAUUACUGGAACAGCAUUCUUAACUUGGUGAAUUCUUCUCCCGCAGAUUCGCCCAUCUUCUAAGGAUAAUAUUGCAAGAAAAUGCUCUUUAAUUUCUUGCAGGAAAGUAUAGCUAGAAUUUCUGAAACCAACUGUAAUGAAAUUGAUUUCUUUUUUCUUUUUAUUAUUUUUUUUUCAUUGUCAUUGAGAAGUGAUUAUAUACGAUAGGAAAAAUGUGUUUAUCCAAAAGGUAUCGGUUGCUUCCACCAUGUUUGACUUCAGACACAAGAUGUCCGGAAGCAACAAAUGUCGUUUUGGCUCUCCCGCUAUGUCGUACGUCUAUUUCUUCUCUAUUUCAUGCGAAAUGUUAAUAGCUAUAUGCUUCUGGUUC